UAACCAGAAGAAAGAUGAACGUCCGUUGCGCUCUGACGCACCGAGCUUAGCACCGAAACGAGCCUUGAGCCGCGCGCGCUCGGCUGUGGAGUACUGGGCCAUGAGAGAGAAGAACGCACGCGGACACAAAGACGCACAGCUCUGGAUCCCGGUCUCCCCAUCAGUAACUUUGGGGUUCCUCAGAAGUGGUGCCUCUGACGCGCCGCAGAGGAGGGCUGCCGGGGUCUGACCUCAGCGCGAGCCCCCGCCCCCCGUUUCUGUUCCUCUUUCGGUGGAAAUCCUCCAGAAUCAGAGGGGUUUGGGUCUUACUGAGGAACAAGAGGGAUGGCAGCUUGGUUCAGCUUCACCGUCGCAGUCAGCACUGCGUUGAUAUCACAGGUCUUUGGAUCUGGAAUCUUUGAGCUUUAUCUCCAUGAAUUUCAAAACCACAAAGGGUUGCUGUCAGAUGGAAGCGCGUGCGCUCCCAGCUGCAGGACUUAUUUUCGGGUUUGCUUGAAGAACUAUCAGACUGUCGUCUCACCGGGAGAUUGCAUCUUUGGAAGCACGAGGACACCCGUGCUCGGAGCAAACUCUUUCAGAGCCAAAGACACCGGGGCUGCACCGGGACCCAUCCAGAUCCCUUUCACGUUCGGAUGGCCGGGGUCGUUUUCAUUAAUCAUUGAAGCCUGGCAUUCAUCCUAUGGAAAAACGCGCGCCGCAGAUAACGACAACCAAGACCUUCUGAUUAGCUUCUUUGCCGUCCAGAGACAUUUGAGUGCUGGAGCUGACUGGUCUCAAGAUACACAGACUGACAAGUUAACAGAACUGAAAUAUUCCUACCGCUUCAUCUGCAACGACAGCUACUAUGGAGAAAGCUGUUCCAAGAAAUGCACCCCCAGAGAUGAUCGCUUUGGCCACUACACCUGCACCCAAAACGGCCGGUUAACAUGCUUGCCUGGCUGGAAGGGAAAAUACUGCGAAGAACCUGUCUGUCUGGAGGGCUGCAGUGAGAGGAAUGGAAACUGCUCCAGGCCUGGGGAGUGUGUAUGCAGAAAAGGUUGGCAAGGAAUGUUCUGUAAUGAGUGUGAGACGUACCCCUCCUGUAAGCACGGUACCUGCCAGCUGCCAUGGCAGUGUAACUGCCAGGAGGGUUGGGGAGGCCUAUUAUGUGACCAAGAUCUGAACUUCUGCACCCAUCAUCGUCCCUGUGUGAACGGCGCCACCUGCAUGAACACAGGCCAGGGAAGCUAUACGUGCACGUGCUUACCUGGAUUUUCUGGGGUUAACUGUGAACUUGUGGUGAAGGAGUGUGACAGCAACCCUUGCAGGAAUUCAGGCAAAUGCAUAAGUCUUGAGAGCUCCUACACGUGCACAUGUCCCCAGGGCUAUGAGGGCUUGCACUGUGAGCACAGCACGCUGACCUGUGCUGACUCCCCCUGCUUCCAUGGUGGUGAAUGCCGGGAGAGACAUAACGGCCACGGCUACAUGUGCAUGUGUCCCCGCGGAUACACUGGACUCAACUGUGAGAAAAGAGUGGACAAGUGCACGCUGCUUCCCUGUGCUAAUGGUGGUGUGUGUCUGCUCCAGGGUGGCAUGAGUAUGUGCAGCUGCCGUGCAGGAUUCACCGGCCAGCGCUGUGAGAUCAAUAUUAAUGAUUGUUCUGGCAGUCCUUGCCUUAAUGGAGGCACCUGCAGAGACAGAAUCAACGACUACACCUGCAACUGCCCAACAGGCUUCACUGGACGCAACUGCCAGCGAGUCCUGGAUGAGUGCACCCUCUACCCGUGCCUCAAUGGAGGAUUGUGCACUGAAGGAGCUGCAUCCGGGGGGUCGACAGUGGCCUGCAUCUGCCCCUCCGGUUUCACCGGACCUCAGUGUGAAUCCUUUGUGUUUUUAUCGUCUGCGGUGGCCAGCGACGAUGGCUUCCACUGGGCUGCAGUCUUCCUGGCUGUAGGCGUAGUUGCAAUGGUCAUGCUUCUGUGCAUGGUGGGCUUGGCUUUGAGGCACAUCCAUUGGCAAGCAUGCAGGCGGGAAGGAGAAAAUGAGACCAUGAACAACUUUCCCAGGGUUCCAAAGGACAAUCUGAUCCCAACGUCCCAGCUGAAAAACAUCAACCAGAAAGUGAGCUUGGAGGUGGACUGUGACUCAGAGAAAUCAAACUUUUUCUAUAAAAACUAUCACUUGGACUCUUACAACUCAAAGGAGUUCAAGGAUGAAAAGUUACAAUUGGAACAAAGUCUAAUUUAUGACAAAUGUUUAGUAGGUAAAACACCCUUCAAAAGAAUGUAUAGGGAAAAACCUGAGUGUUGGGUGUCAAGAGCAUUGUCCUCACGAGACUCCAGGCACCAGUCGGUGUAUGUCAUAGGGGAGGAGCGAGAGGAGUGUGUUAUCGCAACAGAGGUAUAGACUGUAAGUGAUCGACAAAAGUGGACAGAUGAAGACAGAGACGCAAUCAAGGCAGAUUUUACUCUGGGAUGUUUACAAAUGUGCCGAGAAUGGAGACUGUCUUAAAAACCUACUGCUGCUCUGAAACACCGAAGAACUGGACAACAGAAAGCUCUGCCAAAAUCAAAAUAUAUAUUCAUCUAAAAGUUUAGGUUAACCAAGUGUUAGUAUCCAAGACAUGUCCAGUGAAGAAAAAUCCUCCGUUUUGAUCACAGGGAGACAGACUGAGGAGUGGUAGAGCUUAUUUGUGAUCUCAACAUCCAGAACUGUCAAAAACAGAUUCAGUUCAGUUCUCUUCCUUUAUUGUGGAAUUGGCCUUUUUUGAUAAUCACUACUCAGCCAACAAAUCAGUACAAAAAGUGCCUAAGUUUUGAUGACCCCAUCACCUUUACUCCAGCACUCACUGUAGCCAGCUAUGCAGGUCUCGUGAUGGAGAAGAGGGAAGAAUCCCACUGAUGAAUUCAAGCCGAUCAUCACAGACAGCUGACAGCUCAUCUUCAGAGACUAUAUGUAGAAACCUCAUCUGAAGUGAGGUCGUUCUGUUCCCAGAUCAUAGCACUACAAGAUGACAAAGAAAAGCAGCAGAAACAUCCUUUCAAUUGAAGUGAUGUUUAAAGAAUCACAGGAAUCAGAGUGCGGCCAGCACAAUCCAACAGGAAGCUGCAGAGAAACCAAAGCUUCCACACUGACGAAAACAGCCGAACAUGGAGAAGAGACUGUCUGACCACCGCCGGCCUAUUUUACACUUAUAGAAUUUGUACUUUUUCAAACAUCUUGCAGAGUUUAACCUAAAUAUUCAACAUUGGUCUUUAUAGUUUUUGUAAUAUUAUUUUGUAUAUGUUGCAUAUUUAUAAGGACCAAACUUCUGAUGGAAAAAAUCCUCAAACAUGUUUGUUAGUAAAUCAAAAAUAAAUUAUUUUUAGUUUUUUGGUUAUCAAAUGUGUUAUGAGAUUAUUUUAGAUGUAAAUCUUGAAGUUUCUAUUCCACAUUGCACUUUGACUUUGAGUGGAGAAAACCCUCUGAAUCUUCAGAUUAUGCAGCUUGAUAAAGUGGAUAAAUGUUUUCUUUGUAUCCAUGCUUGGAACAUUCAUAGAAAAUAUUGUUUUUAAAUGCCUCGCUAACCCUUGUUAACUCUUAAACUGAAAUUAGCUUGAAACUCUAAUCCAUCUCCAUGGAAACCCCCGUCUAGCUGAAACAAAGCCAGGCACAGGCCAAAGGAGAACCUCAGCCCCUCACCCAUUUUAAUGCUCAUAUACGCAUCCGUGCACACAGUCAGUUAGCCAAGCAGAUGCCUUGGGGGUGCAGAGAGCGAGUUGGUGGUGCCAUAAAAACAGCAGCAUAUGCCAGGCCACUCGACCCAUGAGCAUGACCCACAAAAGUAAACAGACCUCGUCUUACAUCUCACCCUCCUGCCGGCUCCCCAACUGCCUGCCUCCCCCUCAGGGUGAACAGCCAUAUUUCAAUUCCUAGUUUUGACACCCCCACCACCGUCACUCCAGCAAACAAAGCUGGGGAGGGAAGCUGACAUUGUGGCUACAGUGAUCGGAUUGGAUCCACUGGAUCUGUGAGCAAUCCCAAACAGCACCCUAAAGCCAAAGAAUGUAGCUGUUGGAAGCCUAGAAGGGUCUUUUUAUUUGCUCUGAACUCUUGUGGGUUUAGAUGUGGUUUUAAUGUUACAUGAUCAAAUAUCUUCUGAAUUUCUGCAGCAACUCCCUCUGAUCAGCAGUGUUAAGAUGCGAUUUCUUGUCCUAAAACGUCUCCCUAGGGUUCUAUUUGACUCCAAGAAGAGGUACAAAUCAUAUGUGCUCUGUUGAGUUUUAUUAGUAAUUCUGUUAGGGCCAUUUCUGACCCGUUGAAAGGAACAGCAGGUUUAUUGGACAUUUGACCUCUAAUGAGGCAGAAGUUCUCACCUCCUGUGUAGGCUUAGGACUGCGGUGUGAGUUAAGGUUAGUGUUGGGGUCAGGAUGAAACUCUAAUCAGGGAAGCCUGAUGUUGCGAUAAUUCAUCCAGCUCCAAAGGCUUUGAUCUGUUACCUGGACUACAAAUGAAAGCAGAUGAGACAUAUACAUAGAUGGGAAACAAACAAGCCUGAAAACAGAAGUGAAAAACAGACCAACCAAAGGGCUCAAUCCUCCAAACUCAGCCAGUGCUCCUCAGUCUUUCACUGUCCAUAACACAGGCAAGACUCCUCAUAGAGUUAUAAUCACUGCAUCCUGUUUGUGACCUUGUGGCAUCAGCUCCUGUUUCCUCUGAUUAAAAACUCUAGAAGCUGCUGAAGCAGGCAUAUGACAUUUCUAAUGUAUCUCCUUUUGAUACAUGUCAAAAGAAUUUAGAAACCAACCUAAACUUGAAAAUAGAACCUUCUGGUUCUGUUUAUGCUGAGAAAUGCCUUCUUUUUCUGUGGGGGGAUUUUCAUGCAAUCUUUCUAUCCAGUUUCAAACAUGUGUUAGUUUAGCUGGUUUUCUACUUGUGGUUUGUUUGCUAAAACUGUUACUUAAACUAGCUGUAAAAAGUGCAUUGUUGUCUUACAUCACUGGUGCAGCUGUGAAAGACUGUCAAAACUGCAAACACUGCUCUCAGAGAAGGUUGUCCUCUUCUCUUUAAAGUCUGUUUGUUGUGGCAUGUUGUUAUUUCCUGCUUCAUUGUUGGAAUUUCUGGUUCUCUGUUGCCUGAAAAAACACUUUUUAUGUUGUGUGUGAGUGUGUGUGUGUGUGAAACUGCUAGGAAUGGAUCAAAUCAUCUGCAGCCUCGUCAGACAUUUCCCCUGGAGUCCUCUCAUUAAUUAACGCUAGGUGUCAGUAAGAAACCCUGAGACAGGAAGUGGGGGAGUUGAUGUCAACAUCCUUUGGAUAAAAGGAAAAAAAUAUCAUCAGAAGGACAGCUGUUGACUGUUCUUACGUGUUGAGGAACAACAACCUUCAUCUGACAUUGAAUCUCCAGCCACGUUGCAUAAAUGACCAAUGAAAACCUGUUAGCUCAUGCUAAAGGAAGAGCUGUUGUAGAAUUUGCAGAUCUCUGUCUCAACAGCAUUGUCCAGCAGAAUUGGUCUCCUCAUCUCCAUCCUGCAGUUUAAACUAUGCAAGUUUACUUAUAUGGCC
This is a messenger RNA of Oryzias melastigma (Indian medaka), 5522 nucleotides long. It is a transcript of the gene dll4, whose product is annotated as delta-like 4 (Drosophila). The record is from RefSeq and is a predicted model, not a curated record. Gene Ontology annotation, molecular function: calcium ion binding. Gene Ontology annotation, cellular component: protein-containing complex; plasma membrane. Lineage: Eukaryota; Metazoa; Chordata; Actinopteri; Beloniformes; Adrianichthyidae. Gene Ontology annotation, biological process: Notch signaling pathway; multicellular organism development; cell communication. The coding region runs from base 325 to 2385 and encodes 686 amino acids. The transcript has 11 exons.